AUGUCUCAACAGUCACAUACUGAGCAGUUCCCCAAGAACCAGCCGCCCCUGGCUGAGAGGUUGGCAUCAGCCCGCCAGCUUGUCACCAAGGCCAUUUCAGCAGUGCCUCCUCAUCCAGAGCCUCUUCCCAGCCCAAAUUCCGACCAGGGUGAGCCUAGCAACUUGCUCCAAGAUGUCAAGAAGCUGGGCUUCGAUGACUUUGAUACCCUCGUACACUUCUUUUCUUCGGCCGUCGAGGGCCAGAUCAACGACAACGAGUUAUUGCUCGAGAACCUCAUCCAGCUCUUUGCCAAGCUGCCCCAGAACUCAGUCAAGGGCAAGAGGCUAGAGAACGGCUUGAUCAACCAGCUAUGGAACGGCAUCGACCACCCUCCCAUGACGACGCUUGGAGAGGACCACAAAUACCGCGCCGCCGAUGGCUCCGGCAACGCCAUUCAUGAUCCCAAGAUGGGUGCGGCGGGACAGCCGUACGCCCGCUCAACACCAGCCAAGAGCUACCAGAACCCUAACCAGCCCGAGCCGGAGAUGAUCUUUGACAUGCUCUUUGCCCGCGGUGGUGAAUUCAAGCCUCACCCCAACAAGAUCUCCAGCUUCAUGUUCUACCUGGCUACCAUCAUCACCCACGACAUUUUCCAGACUAAGAAUGGAACUUCACCUAUUAACCAGACUUCCUCGUACCUGGACCUCGCUCCUCUGUACGGUCGCAACCAAGCCGAACAGGACCUCAUGAGGACGAAGAAGAACGGUCUGCUCAAGCCGGACACAUUUUCUUCCAAGAGAGUUCUGGGAUUCCCUCCUGGCGUUGGUACUCUUUUGAUCAUGUUUAACCGUUACCACAACUACGUCGCUACCAACUUGGCAACAAUCAACGAGGGUGGCCGAUUCCAGAAGCCAACUGGCGACGACCCGGAGAAGACGGCAAAGUAUGACAACGACUUGUUCCAGACUGCUCGCCUCAUCACUUGCGGUCUUUACGUCAGCAUCAUUCUCCGCGACUAUGUCCGCACUAUUCUGGGUAUGAACCGCACUGCAUCAAGCUGGGCCUUGGAUCCCCGCACCAACGAGGGCAAGAGCAUUCUCAGCCAGCAGACCCCUGAGGGUACUGGAAACCAAGUGUCUGUCGAGUUCAACCUCAUCUACAGGUGGCACAACACAAUCUCCCCCAAGGAUGAGCAGUGGACAAAGGAUGUUAUGAAGAAGGUUCUCGGAAAGGACCCCACAGAAAUGUCGCUGAUGGAAUUCGGCCAUGCGAUGAGAGACUGGGAGCAAGAGAUCCCUGACGACCCCGCGCAAAGAGGCUUCAUGGACCUGCCUCGCAACGCCGACGGCACGUUGAACGAGGCGGAUCUGGCCAAGAUCUUCAAGGAGUCCGUCGACGAUGUUGCCGGCUCCUACGGCGCCAACAGGAUUCCCGAGGUAAUGAGGCCCAUUGAGCUGAUGGGAAUCAUGGCAUCCCGCUCCUGGAACUGUGCCACGCUCAACGAGUUCCGUGAGCACUUUGGCCUUACUAGGCACCCGACAUUCGAGGACAUCAACCCCGAUAAGGAGGUUGCUGCGAAGCUCAGAUUCCUGUACGGAAGCCCUGAUGCAGUCGAGCUUUACCCCGGCCUGAUGGCCGAGAAGGCGAAGCCGCCCAUGGCGCCGGGCAGUGGUCUCUGCGGUAACUUCACCAUGACUAGGGCCAUCUUAUCUGAUGCGGUCGCGUUGGUUCGCGGCGAUCGCUUCUACACAAUCGACUACACGCCCAAGAACCUGACCAACUGGGGAUUCAACCAAGCCAGCUACGACCUGAAUGUCGACCAGAGCCACGUUCUCUACAAGCUGGUCUUCCGCGCUUUCCCCAACUCUUUCCAGAACAACAGCAUCUACGCCCACUUUCCCUUCGUCAUCCCCUCAGAAAACAAGAAGAUCCUCGAGAGCAUCGACAAGGCCUACCUGUACACCUGGGACGAGCCCAAGACCAAGACCCCGCUGAUCCCUAUCCUGUCGCACAAGGCCGUCAGCGAGGUCCUUUACAACCAGCAGGACUUCAAGGUCAUCACCGGUGACGCUAUCAACCACCUGGUCGCCCAGCCCAACAAGCCCCACUACGGCAAGGACUUCUGCCUCUCUGGCGAUGGAAAGGAGCACGCCAAAAACCGCACGCUCGUCCGCAAGUCUCUGAUCUCUGGCCCGUGGGAGACGGAAAUUUGGAAGUGGUACACUCACAUGACGCCCAAGAUCCUCAACCUCAACAGCUUCCCGAUUCCCGGAAACAAGAGGGAGAUUGACCUGGUCCGGGACGUCAUUAACGUCACCAACACCCGCUUCAACGCUGCGCUGUUCUGCAUGCCGAUCAAGAACGAGGAGUCGCCGUGGGGCGUGUACACCGACCAGGAGCUGUACUCGGUCCUUGGCGCCCUCUUCCAGGCCGUGUUCAUGGAUGCCGACAUUGGAAACAGCUUCAAGCUUCGCACAAUCGCCCGUGAGCUUGCUCAGGAUCUCGGCAAGGUUGUUAUGCUUAUCGCUCAGACAAUCAAGAAGGCGGGCCUGCUUACGGACAUCGUCGCCAAGAUUCGCGAGGGCGAGGCGUCUCUUCCCACGUACGGCAACCAUCUUAUUGAGCGCAUGCUCUCCGACGGCAAGGACGUCGAGGAGGUUGUCUGGGGAACCAUCAUGCCCGUCAUCACGGCCAACGUCGCGAACCAGUCUCAGGUCACUUCUCUCUGCGUCGACUACUACCUCGACAAGGAGGGCAAGAAGCAUCUGCCCGAGUUGUACCGCCUGGCGCACGAGAACACACCGGAGGCGGACGAGACCUUGCUGAAGUACAUGCUUGAGGGCUGCCGUCUCCGCGGACCCGUCGCGGUUUACAGAGAAGCUACGUCCACACAGGUCAUCACUGACUACUCCCCCUGUCUGCCCUCCGAGUCCGACCCGACCGGUCGCGACCCCAUCACCAACCCCGACAUCGAGGGCACCAAGCGCGAGGUCAAGAUCCCCAAGGGCUACCGCGUGGUGUGCAACUUCGCCACCGCCGGCCGUGACCCCGCCAUCUUCGAGGACCCCAACGAGGUUCGCCUCGACCGCCCCCUGGACUCUUACGUCCACUUCGGCUUGGGCCCGCAUUGGUGCGCGGGCAAGGAGAUGUCUCGCGUCGGACAGACGAGUCUGUUCAAGCAGAUCGUCGGCCUCAAAAACCUGCGCCGCGCGCCCGGCGGACGGGGCGAGAUGAAGAACUUCCCUGCCUCCCCGUGGAACGGACAAGUCGGUCUGCGUGUGGAGGGCCAGAAUGGAAGCGCGGCGCAUCAGCAGCCUUGGCUUGGACUGAGGGCCUUCAUGACUGUUGACCAAAGCUCGCUGUGGCCUAUCCCCACGACAAUGCGUGUGCAAUGGGAUGAGUAA
Molecule: messenger RNA, 3384 nt
Organism: Colletotrichum chrysophilum
Lineage: Eukaryota; Fungi; Ascomycota; Sordariomycetes; Glomerellales; Glomerellaceae
Exons: 5
Coding region: 1-3384 (1127 amino acids)
Biological process (GO): response to oxidative stress
Molecular function (GO): heme binding; iron ion binding; peroxidase activity
Source: RefSeq, a predicted model, not a curated record